Molecule: messenger RNA, 1052 nt
Organism: Esox lucius (northern pike)
Lineage: Eukaryota; Metazoa; Chordata; Actinopteri; Esociformes; Esocidae
Product: transmembrane protein 200C-like
Exons: 2
Coding region: 588-1034 (148 amino acids)
Source: RefSeq, a predicted model, not a curated record
UUUGAUUUAUUUAGCGUUGACAUAAAAAUUCCUAGGUAUAUUUACUAACCGAUCACAUACGGGUUAAUAAUACUUUUUCUGAAAUUGCAAUGUUAAAAGGAUUUUGAAAAAUACCCUGCGAGCACAUACAGCGCCUCCAGUACCAUGCCCUCUCUUGGUGAAGUGUUCCGAUAGGGCGCUGGGCCGAACAGCACUAUGAAUACCCAGAAGGCCGGGGGCCCCGGGGGCCCCACACCAAGCUCCCCAUCACCCCGCCAACGGAUGUCUCACUUCAGCCUGCGUGGCCGGAAGAAGAAGGAGGGCCUGAUCCGAGGCAAGCUCCGUAUCCGCUCCAUGCCGGGGGCUUUCCUCGUGCUGGGCGUUGUCGUGGUGGUAGUGGGCACUGGCCUUGGCGGUGGCGGGGUAACUGGCCUUACCGGACCCACCGGUCCCCCCAGCUGCUCGGGAGCUGGACAGAAGAGCUCCAGCUCUUCGGACAGGGCCGGAGGGUGUCGGAGGCGGCGGGGUCCCCGAGUCCCAGUCGUCCAGCUUUGAGCCAGGGGCUAAAGGCCUCCCGGCCAGGGCCAGUCCUGGUCCACAGCGAGCGCAUGAAGCUCCUCGGCCCGGUCAUCAUGGGCGUGGGCCUGUUCAUUCUGAUCUGUGCCAACACGGUGCUGUACGAGAACCGCGACCGCGAGACCAAGAUGCUCCUGGCCCAGAUGCGCAGCGUCCUCUGCUCCGUGUCGGCGGCCGUGCCCUCGGCCGACCUUUCGGACAUGGCGGCGGUCAACUCCAUGUCCCGACAAUACCAGUGGGUGAGCAGCCUGCCGGCGGCACACCUCAACAUCAUCUGCCUCCAGCAGCUGGCGAACUCAGAGCCCCUGCUGCGAACCUGCGGGGGUCGCCGGGAGACGGAGGAGGGGGCGGAGUAUCCAUACCAGCGGGACACCUUGUGGACGGAGGCCCUGCACCACCAGGGCUCGACCGCCACGCCCGUCCUCCACUCCGGCUCUUGCAACUCCAGCAGCACAGACUUCAGCCGCGGGGCGCGAUGACUGCGAGCCGGGGGUGGG